CAUCAACCCAAACCCAACUUUCUUAAAUUUAUAACAACCCAUCCGGAAACCGAGAAGGGAAAAUCCUUUCCUCUCUCCUAACCGCACUCUCAACCUCAGUACUAUUAUCAGGUCCAACCAACACAUUCCACUUCUCUCUUCUCUCUCCUUUUCACCAACAAAGCCACCAACAUAUCGGCUUUGCACAGGCUGUGCUUGUGCAGACAUCUCGACAAACAUCAACCAGUCCCUGCCCGCUAAGAUGCCCUCCGGAAAUUUGAUUCGGCCAUCCCAGAGCGGAGCGGUCCAGCAGCAAAAAAUCUUGGAUCGCUUCCACCUCUUCUCGAAGCUGCCCAUGGAGCUUCAACUGAUGAUCUGGGACCUCUGGCGGGCGUCCCAACCCAUCAUCCGCCACUACAUGUUCACCGACAGUGACGGAAAGCGCCGUUACGCUGCCUACGACAUGUCUAAGGGCGCCAUGGCCACGAGAGCCUUCCUAGACCCGAGGCCACUUCUGACCCCGGGCGAGGCGGUGGACCCCAUGGAUAUCAAGAUCCGCCUGACGGGAGAGGUGGCCAGCGCGGACAGCUGGUACGAGCUGCGCAAUGUCUCGUACGACUACAACGUGAUAGGGAGGCCGCUCCGCUCGCCCUUCGCCCGGGUCAACUUCCACAAGGACUUUUUCUUCUUCCAUUCGUGGUCCGAGAUGCCGGGCCAUCUGCGCUUCAUGUACCCGCGGAUCAACAGCCAGGCGCCCAAGCAGCUCGACGAUGGUCACUAGUGCCGACACAUCCGUCAGUUGGUUAUUAACAUCCCGAACAACCGGUCGCUGGCGCAGGCGGACAAGAUGGUGCUCCGCCAGCUGUGUGCACUGAAGACACUAUACAUCUGCGCGCCGUGUCCUUGGAUGCCGAUCCCCAGCUGCCCCGGCGACGUUGACGAGCUUGGCUUCAUGGCCAUCGACCGGUCCGCCGGCGCUCUCCGCACGAACCCCUACUUCGCCGGCGCUAUCCGCAUGAACCCCUACCACGCGGCGGUGCGCCGCUACAACGAACCGCAGUGCGCCACGCUCCAGCGCAUGGCCGAGAAGUACGCCGGCAGGGUGCGCAAGGUCUUUCGCGACAACAGGCAGGAGGUAGACGUGAAGGUCGUCGAGGACACCCUUGACUUCGCCGUGUCCUUUCAGCCCGACCUCUUCUAGAGCCGUCGUUUGUGGCAGACCCAACUCUCCCCAUCUCUCGAGAUGCCAAUCCGAGGCGGCUUCUUGUUAUUAAUUGUCGUUUUACGUUGCGGCUCGGGCCUUGCUUCUGUCGUUCGGUUUCCAUCGGAAUGGCUACGCCCAGGUCGUGCCAGCCGCUAACGAUUUGCUAUUCACCAUCACCGUACCCAGAUUGCGAGAGAGGCCCGCGCCGUAUUCAUCGUCUGUAGG
Durotheca rogersii is the source of this 1408-nucleotide messenger RNA. RefSeq lists its product as uncharacterized. The record is from RefSeq and is a predicted model, not a curated record. The transcript is spliced from 2 exons. Bases 242 to 760 code for a protein of 172 amino acids. Lineage: Eukaryota; Fungi; Ascomycota; Sordariomycetes; Xylariales; Xylariaceae.